Messenger RNA from Scaptodrosophila lebanonensis, 2942 nucleotides. RefSeq names its product homer protein homolog 1 (gene homer). Gene Ontology annotation, molecular function: G protein-coupled glutamate receptor binding. Gene Ontology annotation, biological process: G protein-coupled glutamate receptor signaling pathway; regulation of store-operated calcium entry. The record is from RefSeq and is a predicted model, not a curated record. The transcript has 7 exons. Gene Ontology annotation, cellular component: cytoplasm; plasma membrane; dendrite. Lineage: Eukaryota; Metazoa; Arthropoda; Insecta; Diptera; Drosophilidae.
ACACUUUUCUUGCGGUUCACAGCAAUAAAUGGCAUUUAGCUCACAAAAUAUUGUAGUAUCGGCUUUUAACAAGAAUAAACAAUUAGCUUAGCGUAAUUGUGUUGCCAUUAUAGCCAGAAACGGUUGCAGCAAACAAACACAAUGGGCGAACAACCAAUUUUCACUUGCCAGGCGCACGUCUUCCAUAUUGACCCGAAGACGAAACGUACUUGGAUUACGGCUAGCAUGAAGGCGGUUAAUGUUAGCUUCUUUUUUGACUCGUCGCGAAACUUGUAUCGCAUCAUCAGCGUGGAGGGUACCAAGGCGGUCAUUAAUUCCACAAUAACGCCCAACAUGACGUUCACACAGACAUCACAAAAGUUUGGCCAAUGGAGCGAUGUGCGCGCCAACACGGUUUAUGGGCUCGGCUUUGCAUCCGAGGCCGAAUUGACAAAGUUUGUGGAGAAAUUCCAAGAGGUGAAGGAGGCGACUAAGAAUGCCAUGAAGUCGGCGAACGGCUCCAAUGCUGUUACGCCCACAACCUCGGCAAAUACGUCGCCCAUAUCGGGGCGUGCUGUUGGUGCCAUGCAAAACGAUAAUACCGCCAUAGAUCCACAUACCGUAGAACCGCCGAAUCUAAGCAAUACAAAUACACAGAACGCGAAUCCGGACAGUCCAUCGCACAAGCUAUUGAGCACAAGUGAUGCCAAACCGGAUAUAACUUCGGCCACCCCCUCGCCACAGCCAUCGGUGGGUGCGGGCACAGGCGGGGGUGGCGGCGGCGUUACCAUUUCAUCGGGUGGCAGCAUUGUGGGCAUGCACACUGGACCGGGAGCGGGCGCAACUGCUGAGCAGCAACUGAAAUACGAAAACGAACGUCUGAAAAUGGCCCUCGCGCAAAGCUGCGCCAACGCCAAGAAAUGGGAAAUCGAACUGGCCACAUUGAAGAACAACAAUAUACGUUUGACAAGCGCUCUGCAGGAGUCCACAGCCAAUGUGGAUGAGUGGAAGCGCCAACUACACACCUACAAGGAGGAGAAUAUACGACUCAAACGCGAAAUGGAAUUGUUGCGAGUAGGCGCGGGUAGUGGCGCCGGUGCUGCUGGCGGCUCCUCGUCGGAGGAUGAGCUGCGUCGCGAACUGGCCGCCAUGAAGGCGCGCACGGAGUCGUUGCAGGCGGAACUGAUGCAGCAGGAGGUCGAGCUUAAAAUGGCAAACAUCAAUUUGCGCGAGAAGUGCAAUGAUCAGACUCUGGCCAAGCUUAGCGAGCUGAAUGUGCUGUUUGCCAAGCAGCUUUCGGAGCUGUGUGCUGUGCAAAAGGACAUGGAAAAUGUUAUACAUCCUGCUAAGUGCACUUGAGACGCAGAGUUGGGUUUACAUAGAAAGGUUUCAGCGCAGGAACAAACUACAGCAAAUACUACAACGACUUCAUCGACAACAACUACAACUAGCAAACGUUAUUUAAGCAAUUUUCUGACGGCGGGCGCUGUUACCCCCCAGCCGGGCGGCGGCAGCGGCGAGGCCGAAAGCACGCUCUCCAAUGUCACUUCCAUACACACCCAACUUCAGUCGUCGCUGUACGAGAGCCAGAACACGGCACAGCUUAAGGCGCUGGACAAGCACUCGGCUCUGCUGCAGGAACUGCAUCAGCGACAGGCGGCACCCAGACGCAGUUCUCUGACCGAAGCUGCUGCGGCGGCGGCUGGCACAUCGACGGGCGGUGCUAAAACCGCCACAAUACUCGUAUCCAAAUCAAAAACUAAAACUGGGCUGCCCCUUCUGCUGAAGAACUCCAUAAAUAAUUAGUAGACGCAUUGCGCAUUGCAGAGAACUUUUGUAAUCUUUGUAUUGGUAGUUUGUAAACAAUUCACUUUCAAUUGUCACAGUCACAAGUCCCCGACGCGCCUACGACCCUAGUCUUAUAUGAAUGUAUGUAUGUAUGUAAUUUCUCGACUCGAAACGCCCAGUAUUUUUUCCCAAAUUGUAUGCGUGUCCCCAUGUUGUCACAUCACUCUUCUCGUAGACCUAAGACAAAAUUCACGAUUCAAUUCGAUUCGAUUAUCAUGUGCAUUUUUUGUUAAGUGCAAUAUAUUUAAUAAUUAACUAACCAUUGAUAUACAUAUGCAUAUUAUUAUAACGAAAUCGUGUGCUUUUUAUUUACUCUUACUUUUUUGUAACUGUUAAUUAAUUUUUAAUGAGAGCUUGACAAUGAAUACUCACAUUCUUUCCGCCAAAAGCACUUAAGAACUUAUUACUUCCAUCGAUUUUGAACGAACAAAUUGCAAUGCAAUGAUAUUUUGUAAAUGUGCUCGAAAACUUUACGUAUUUGAAAACCAAAAUUGUAUUCUACGUUUAAGAAAAUUUUAAAUUUCAUUUUAUUUAAUGUCUAUUUAUUUAUCAUAUACCCUUAUUUGAUAUUGAAAUAAUAUUAAGCAUAUACAUACUUUAACUAACGACGACGAACAUACUAAAACAUAAAAACACACAUUUAAAACGAAUUAAUUUUAUAAAUACAUAGCGAAAAGGAAAAGAGAAUACAAAAAUUACCAGAUAUGAUAUAAUUAGCAAAGUAAAAUACAAAAUAACAACAAACGAACAAAAGCAACAAAAACAACAAGUCAAGCAAAAACUAGUUUAAUAUAUUGAAAAUAAUAUACAUAUAUACUCGUAUAUAUAUGUCUGUAUGUAUCUAACGGAACCACAAAUCUUGAGAGAAGCCAUCUAAUAAUAAUAUUAAAAAAACAAGAAUAGAAGACACAACACACCCCACACGCGAAAUAUUUUCACCCAGCAAUAAAUAAGAUUUAAAGGUAACGAAUAAAAUUUAUGAAAUGGGAAACGUUUACGGUUAUAUUCAAGCCAUAUUGUUAUGCAUUUGUGCAUAAAUAAAUAAUACAGUUAAUAAAACAAAUGUUGAACAUACAAAGCUAGCAAUUAAUAAUGAAAUCGCGGAAGAAAUAUAU